Colletotrichum acutatum is the source of this 1131-nucleotide messenger RNA. RefSeq lists its product as uncharacterized. Gene Ontology annotation, biological process: regulation of transcription by RNA polymerase II. The record is from RefSeq and is a predicted model, not a curated record. Gene Ontology annotation, molecular function: DNA-binding transcription activator activity, RNA polymerase II-specific; zinc ion binding. NCBI's taxonomy places the organism in Eukaryota, Fungi, Ascomycota, Sordariomycetes, Glomerellales, Glomerellaceae. The annotation marks the transcript as partial. The transcript is spliced from 4 exons.
UCGAGGCGGUCGCAUCCCAAGUCGAGAACGGGGUGUAGGACGUGUAAGAAUCGGAAGAUUAAAUGCGACGAACACAAACCCUCAUGCAGGAACUGCAUCAAACACGCCGUCCCCUGCGACUUUCUCCAGUCCCAGCGACACUCCUCUUCAUCCGUCCCGCGCUCUCCGGGCAGCCUCUCGACCCCGGGAGGGCCCGUAAACGGCAUCGAUGACCUUUCCCUCAACCUCAUCGACCUGGAACUCAUGCACAACUUCACCACCUUUGCCUUCAACACGCUCUCGACGGAUCCCGUGGUGCGGCAGAUGUGGAAGGUGCCCGUCGUCCGGCUGGCGCUCGAGUGCGACUACGUCAUGCGCGCACUGCUGAGCGUGUCCGCGCUGCACCUCGCGCACCACAGGCCCGAGAGGCGAGAUUUCUUCAUCAGUCGGGCCCUGACGUACCAUCAGAUGGCGAGUCGCACGGCCAUGGGGUUGAUGGGCGCGCUGGACGGGGAGAAUUGUGAAAAGUUGUACCUGUUUUCGGUGUUGACCAUCUUUUUUGCCCUCGCCUGCCCACGCAAAUCCUCAGACUCCCUCAUCAUGGGCGAAUCCUCCUUCCCAGACUGGCUCUUCCUCCUCCGCGGCACCCGCUCCCUCCUCAAAGAACUCGACCCACACGCCUACGCCGGUCCGCUAACACCAAUGUUCAACCACGGCCGCGAGCGCUACAUGCACACGCGCGACGAGUCCAAGAUCCAAUCCGACCUCCUCGCGGAUCUCCAGCGCCUCGUCAACAAAACCUGCGCCGACGCCGCGCUCCUGCCGAUCUACAACCGCGCCAUUGACGAGCUGCGGCGGACGCUAAGCGUGUUCUUGUGGGAUGGGGGUAGAGGCAUGGAUAUCACGGAUGCGUUUGUGUGGAAAUAUCUAAUGGCGGAGGAUUUUUUGCCGCUGUUGAAGAGUCCUGGGCACACGCAAGAGGCUGUUGCGAUUUUUUCGCAUUUUUGUAUUUUGCUAAAGAGGUUGGAGAAUGAGUGGUGGCUUCAGGGAUGGGCUACGCACUUGAUUUCGAGGGCGUGGGCUGUGCUGGAUCAGGAUCAUAGGCUUUGGAUUCAGUGGCCUAUUGAGGAGCUUGGGUGGGUGCCGCCUUGA